Messenger RNA from Gongylonema pulchrum, 528 nucleotides. NCBI's taxonomy places the organism in Eukaryota, Metazoa, Nematoda, Chromadorea, Rhabditida, Gongylonematidae. The record is from the annotation of a GenBank genome assembly.
AUGGAGUUGCGGGACGGGCUGGAGGGUUGUGGAAGGAGAGGUAAUAUUGAGGGCUUUGCAGUGGCCAUCCGUGCGAUCUUGUUAUCAUUAGAUGAACUGUUAAAAUGUGUUCCAGAUGGUUGCCUUCUGUUUCGAACGUUCCUGAAAGGAGAAUUCAGUGAUGAGAAUGUCGAUUUCUGGAUAGAAUGCGAAGAAUUCCGGAAGAUGAAGGAGGGCAAGAAAUCGACAAUCCAGAAAGCACAUGCAAUAUACAAUCAAUACAUCGCGGAGCAGUCACCAAAAGAGGUUAAUUUGGACAGUGACACCCGCGCAGCAACAAAAGCAGCUUUGGAAAGUGGCGCAAGAUUGAAUACCUUCUCGCUAGCACAGACUCGUAUUGAGCAACUCAUGGCUAAAGAUAGCUAUAGGCGAUUUUUGAAAUCCAAGCUUUUUCUGGAUUUGCUCAAUAAUGGCAGUACAAGCAACGGUAGCACGGAGUCCAGCACCGAGAAACUGCCGCAGGCUGAUCAUAAGGAUCGCGGCCGAUAA